This is a messenger RNA of Zingiber officinale, 2819 nucleotides long. Its product is annotated as trihelix transcription factor GT-3b-like. The transcript is spliced from 2 exons. The record is from RefSeq and is a predicted model, not a curated record. Lineage: Eukaryota; Viridiplantae; Streptophyta; Magnoliopsida; Zingiberales; Zingiberaceae. The coding region runs from base 371 to 1171 and encodes 266 amino acids.
UUUAAGAUUGAAUAAGGAUAAAAUCCUGUUUUUUGUUCAGAGCUUCACACUAGGCGGGUCCAAAACACAUACGUGGAAUGGAAGCGCAAGCGAUUCACGGAGCUGGUUUCUCUCGUAAGCGUGAUGGCACCCUCACGAACGCAGCUCGCUCUCGCUCUCGCUCUCGCGCCCGCGUUGAUCGUCUCUUCUCGUCCCCACGCUUUCUAUAAAAGUAAGGAAAUCACCACCUCCAUUUCGGCGUUGACUGAUCACCCUCCUCUUUCCCACCCUUCCCUUCCCCAUCGGUUUAAUCAAUACAAUCCAAUUCACACUCCAAACCAUUUCCGUCCCCCUCCUGCUUCUACUUCUUCUCACUUCCUUUGAAAUUUCCAUGGAGCAUCACCGCCGCCACCUCCACCGACGCCUCAAUCCUUAUCGAUCAGUAGCAGCACCACAGGACCACCCUGCAGACGCCAGCGGUGGUGUCGGUGUCAACCAGCGGUUCUCUCAGUGGAGCCACGAGGAGACGAGGGAGUUGCUCUCCGCCCGAGCUCAGCUCGACAAGAGUUUCUCCGAGACGAAGCGCAACAAGCCGCUGUGGGAAGCCACCUCCUCUUUGCUCCUCCUCAAGGGCUUCUCCCGCACCCCCGACCAGUGCAAGUCCAAGUGGAAGAACCUCGUCGCUCGCUUCAAGGGGAGCGAGUCGUUGAUCGAAGGCGAGAAGCAACAGUUCCCUUUCUACGAGGAGAUGAGGAGGAUACUCUCCGACCGGGCGGCGACGCCGUCGGAGAAGGGGAAGCGGCCGGUGCAAGUGAAGGAGUUGGAAGAGGAGGAGAGCGGGAAGGCGGGGAAGAAGAAGCGGAAGCUUGAUGAUAAAGUCGCCGUAGGGAGGAAGUCGAUGGCGAUCAACGCUCCUGCCAUGCGGGAGUUCAUGCGGCGGCUGAUGGAGACAGAGGCGCGGUGGCUGGAGGCGGCCGAGUCGCGGGAGUCGGCUCGGCAGGCCGAGGAGGAGGAGUGGCGGCGGUUGAUGCAGGCACUGUGGGCCGAGCGAGCAGAGAUGGAGCGUCGGUGGCAGGCGAGCGAGGAGGAGCGCCGAACCAGGGAGGAGGUACGAGCUGAGCGCCGCCACCAGCUCAUAAUGGCGCUCCUCGACAAGCACAUCGCUCAAAAAGGAUUACCUAAAGAUCCAUGAGAGUAAAAAAAAAAUUAUUACACCACCCUAAUUAAACUUCUCACCACACACGCCCCCUCGGUCAAUCCUCCGCACUCUGCAGUGCCUACUUCCUCUGUCCUCUAGGAAGCUCAAUGAAAGGUUAUCCCAGAUCCUAAUCUCUUUAUUCUUUUAAAAUUUGGUUGGAAUUAAUGGCCAAGUCUUGAUGACCUGGAGUCGACGGCUACCCCACCAAGCAAUGACACCAUAGCGUGUAAAGAGGAGAGCUUUAGCCAUGAGACUACAGUCGGGCCUGCUGAUGGAAUUGGAUUGAGGGAGCACCCUCCGUAAUGUGCCCAUAGAGAGUAGUCGCAAUUUGCCUAUCCUGAACUAAUAUCAUAGUUCUGCCCUUGGCCUCAUGCGAGAUCGUUUCGUAUAGGGGUGGAAUCGGGUCGAGACUCAUCCCGAUAAGAAUUGAGAUUUUUUUCUUCCGAUCCCGUACCCGAAAAGUGUCGGGAUCCGAAUGUUUGGGAUCCCGAAUAUUCGGGAUCGGGUAGAGACCCGUAAAAAUAUUCCAAAAAAUAUUUUUUUAAAAAUAAAAAUAUGUAGAGACUCAAACAAUUUUUUAGUACAAUACAAAUAAAUUAAAAUGAUUCUGUGGCACAUAACCAUUAAAAACUAAAAUAUCUUCCUAGAACAUUAUAAAUAUAUUAAAACUAAUUAAAAAAACUAAAACUACUACUUAGUUUAUAUUUUAUACCUAAUACAAGAAAAUUCAAAAAUAAAAGUUAUCAUGUCAGUCAUUGUAUCAAUAAUGAAUUGAUGAUAUGGUGACCUUAGUCCUUGGAUUCAACAUACAGAACAAAAGAUCAUCAAAAUUAUUCUUUAUAUCAUUUUAUCAAUUUUCAUAUGCUAAAAUAAAUUAACUGACUAUCUUCUUUAUAUAUUGACAAUAAAUUAUUUAGAAAUAAAAUUAUGAUGAAGUAUAAGAAAAAUGGGGAGACAAAAAUGGGGAGACAAAAAAAUAAACAUAAUGGUUAGAUGCUUAGAAUAUAAAAAAUAUAUAAAAAAUAAUAUUAUAAUAUAAUCGGGUCAGGACGGGAUUCUUGUCAGGAGAAAAAAAAUUUCCCGAUUCCUUUCCCGAUAGUGAUCGAGACGGGAAAAAUCCUGAACCUUCGGGUCGGGAAAAUAUCGGGUCAGGAUAUUUUCGAGUCGGAAAUGGGAUAGAAUUCAAGAAGGAUCAGGAUUUUCGAGAUUUUUACCAACCCUAGUCUCGUGCGGUCCGAGGUUGCCUUGGACGACUGUGGCUACUUGCAUGGAAUUGUAUUUUUUUUUCUUCUUAAUCUUUCUUUUUAAUUUUUCUUUCUGAAGAUUUUUUUUCUGUAGGAUUUUUUUUUUUACUUUAAAUUUCUUUUCUUCUCCAUUUCAUAGUAAAGUAAGGGUUAGGGUUGCAUUUCCCUUGUGAGAGUUGGAUAAUUGCUUGGAGCGUUGAGACUCUCUCUCUAUAUGCUUGAAUUAUUGUCUAAGUUGUUUUGCAUUAGUCUAAGCUUUUAUCUCUGAUAUCAACGUUACGUGGGGCUCUUUCAACGCGUGCCAUCUCUAAUCCUCCCAAAGGACGCACGAGUUCGAUCACUGUCUAUGAAUAUUGCUUUAGAAACCGACUUUCUUGAAGAUUGGAUUGACUAGAACU